GUUUCAGCCAGAUGGCGGUAUAUGUCGUGUAUCUAUGCAUUCCGAGUCAUUCCUGGUACAGCAGCUCACCAUGGGCUCGGCGGUGUCUCUGAUCCUGGACACUUCGGCGAUUUGUCAGUGAGAGGUUGCAUAAAGCGUGACUUUUUUCAGUUUACAGUUGUUGCCAAAGCAAAAAAAGUGCUCCCCCUCUGCUUUUGCGCAAGUUCUUUGCGCCUUAAAUACAGCAUGAAACUUAAUCGCGUCUUUAAACGUGGGCCAGUGUGAUGUCUUAAAGCAGGGAGAGGGGAUAAAGUUAGCAGAACUUAGGCCUAUAUAUGUGCACUGUAGCGUUAGACUUAAAUUCAAUGAAGCUUGAUGUGGUCAAAUCCGAGAGCAAUGAGGAGGACAUUGACGUGGAGAGCAUCGACGGAUCUGUGCGUCCGGAAUUGGACGGCGGCAGCGAGAAGGGAGGCAGCCCGGCGCCGGAGCAGCAGCCGCGGAGGCUGAGCCGCAGCCCCAAGUGCGCCCGGUGCCGGAAUCACGGCGUCGUAUCGGGCCUCAAGGGCCACAAGCGCUUCUGCCGCUGGCGCGACUGUCACUGCGCCAACUGCGUGCUGGUGGUGGAGAGACAGCGGGUCAUGGCCGCGCAGGUCGCCCUGAGGAGGCAGCAGGCGACCGAGGGGAAAAAAGACGGCAGAUCAUCUCUGUCAUUUAGAAAAUCAGCGUAUCAUCGGUACCAAAGACCCAGCUUUCUGGCAAACAGCAUUUUGCAAGGGUAUAAGCCUAUUUUGGAGGACCCCACCUGGCCAAGGAGAAUGCACUACCAAUCUCUCAGCGACCGCAUGAGGAAAAGGCGAGCGUUUGCUGACAGAGAGCUGGAGGGCAUCAUGCUCGAGCGGGAGUUACAGCAGAGGGAGUUGGAGGAGCUGUCCGGCCUUAAAUUCCUCCAGCCCACGUUUCCUCCAGCCCCUGCCGUCCAGUGCUGCCCCUUGGCUGAGCCUCUGUCGCUGGCCUACCUCCCCAUGCACAAAAACAGCCCCCUGCUUCUGAAGGUUCACUGUCACCCAGAAGAGAUCUUCAAAGCCCGGGCGACGGGGAGCAGCUACGAGCCGCCGGCCGCCCCGUGUAGCUUAGCGCCCGGUGGGGUGGAGUUGGGGCUGCUGGAAACCUGGGAGUGCUGCACAGAGGACGAGCUGCCGGCGCCACCUGUCUGCCAGGGUUAUUUCAGCAGCCUCGAAGGUCUGCAUGCUGACUCUUUGGUGCCAAAAAUCAACGUGAGUGGCUUUGGUGGCACCGCCGCGCUCGAACCCAUCGCCAGCCGGCUGCCCCGCAGGCCAGAGCUGCUCUUCCAGGAUGGUUCUCUCUCCUCACGGCCCUGUGGAUCUUCUGAGUCCCGCCACUUUGCAGCAAAGCCCAGUUCAGAGAAACAGGCCCAAUACUGGUCCGAAACGGACCCUGGGAAAAAGAGCGUCCCGUCUGCGUUGCCGUUUUCAGUGGAGUCGCUGUUGAACAACUAAAAAAUACACCCCCCGCCCGUCACAUGAGUUGCUGUGGCUUGCGUGAAUGAUUUUGAGCUGGGACCACAUAGAUAUUCAGUUAUACCUGGGUCUGGGAAUUUAGAGAGGGAUCCUGAGAAUGAAUGUAACACAAUUCGUAUCACAUUUAUGUGCUAUUGGGCCACCAGGGAUUUCGUUGGUUUGUUACACAAUUCUGUGUUACAUGAAACUUUGAGUUGUAACACAUCUACUGUACAGAUAUGUUAUAUUUCAUAAAAGCGUAUUUUGAAACAUUGGCAACAAUCUAGAAAAAAAUGGUAUUUUCCUAACCCUUUCUAAAACUUCACAGCUAAAGUGUCAUUUUGUAUAAUUAUAUAUUUUUUUAAAUGAAACAUUUAUGGCUUGUUGAAAACAAUCAGAAUGCAGUAUACUAAGUUUUGUAAGUCUGAAUAAAUAAUAAAUUUAUUUUUAGUAUUGA
This is a messenger RNA of Paramormyrops kingsleyae, 1953 nucleotides long. It is a transcript of the gene dmrt2b, whose product is annotated as doublesex and mab-3 related transcription factor 2b. The record is from RefSeq and is a predicted model, not a curated record. Lineage: Eukaryota; Metazoa; Chordata; Actinopteri; Osteoglossiformes; Mormyridae. Gene Ontology annotation, biological process: sex differentiation; regulation of transcription by RNA polymerase II. Gene Ontology annotation, molecular function: DNA-binding transcription factor activity, RNA polymerase II-specific; RNA polymerase II cis-regulatory region sequence-specific DNA binding. Gene Ontology annotation, cellular component: nucleus.